CCCCAGGCAGCAGCGGCAGCACCAGCAGCCGCAGCCGAGGUUGGGGGAGCCACAGCUGAAGCCGCAGCAGUGGCAGUAGCAGCACCUGGGUGUGUGGGAGGCGGCGAGCAGCACCGAAACCACCACCACACAAGCCACGAGCCAGCAUACAGUAGCAGGGAGUCGGCUGCCGCUGCUGCUGCUGUUGGUGGCGGUGAUACAGCACCAGGAGCGGGACUGGGGCCUGAGGCUGUGAUGCCGGGUGGGGAGCCUUCUUCUUGGGCUUGUGCUGCCGCAACCGGGGCCGCCAUGCCGUGUGGGGAGCAGACCGGGGCCGCGGCCGCGACCGGAGUUGAUGCUCUGGGUGAGCUGGAGGAGCGGCGGCUGCAGGUGCAGUCGGGUGGGCUGACAGCCGGGGAGGUGCAGGUGCGGCAAGCACCGCAGCAGCAGCAGGUAGCGGUCAUGGCGGCGGCGGCGGAGGGCGGCCGAGAGCAGCAGCCCUUGUUACCACCGCUGCAGCCGGCACCGCACCCGCAACAGCAGGGAGCCCAGGGGAGACACGGAGCCGGCGGCUUGGCAGCAGCACCCGCAGCAGCAGCGGGAGCUGCAACAGGACACGCAGCAGCGAGUGUGGGAGCAGGUGCAGGUGUGGGAGCAGGUGCAGCACCCGCAGCAGCACCCGUGGUGGCAGCACCCGCACCCGCACCCGCAGCAGCAAUAGGCUCCGGGGCUGCUGCUAGUGGUGGUGGCGGCAGUGGCAGUAACGGUGGUGGUAUUGUUGUCACUGGUGGUGGCAGUGGCGCCAGCCGGGUCCAGCGGGAGUUGCUGGAGGAGGUGUUGGGGUGCGGCAGCUGCCGCAGUCUGCAGCGGCUGCUGGCACUGCACCGGCACAGGCUGGGGCCCAAGCUGCUUAGCGCGGCAGUGGUCCACCUGAGCCGCCUGGUGGACGAAGAUCCCCCGUACGGCGACUUCGAACGACAAAUCGUUGCCGUACUUUUGGACGAUCUCACCAUGUGUCUGAGGCCUGUCGUACGGCAACUCACGCUAAAGCAGUUGGCGUCAACCGUCUGCGCGCUGAGUAAGCUGCGGGCGUACGACGGACCCUUGUUGCGGGCGGCGGCGGCGGUGGCGGCGGAGCGGGCGAGUGAGCUGACGACGCGGCAGGGGGCGGGGCUGAUGUGGGCGUUUGCGAGGUACCGCCGGGACUUCCGACUGGCCCUCCCGCGCAGCUGGGUGCCCUGCCUGCUGGGCGGGCUGCUGCCCCGCCUGCCCGCCGCCUCGCCGCCCGAGCUAGCCAUGAUGCUCUACGGCACCGCCCUGCUAACACAUGGUGGUGAUGGUGAGGAGGAGGAGGACAACAGAAAUAACAGCACUGUUCGGGGUGCAGGGGCUCCUGCAUGUGCUGCGACUGCCACAGCUGCUGUCGUAUCCCCACACGAGCAGCUAUCAUCACAGCAGCAACAUCACCAUCCCCAGCAGCAUCAACAACCGCAGCAGCACCCACAGCAGCAGCCGACGUUGUUGCCACCUCAGCAGCUCCAGCACCCGCAGCCUCAGUACCAACAGCAGCAGCAGCAGCAUCCCGGUGGUGGCCCAGUGCCCUCCGAAACCACCACGGACCUGACGCCCCUCCUAACGCUCCUGCUGACCGCCUGCUACAGCCGCAUGGGUCAGUUUUGCGGUCGGGAGCUCGCCAUGAGUAUUUGGGCGCUGUCGGUGCUGGACCUGAACCCGGGUCCGGUCUGGCUUGCGGCUUUCCUCCGGCGUUGCGAGGCCGCCACCCGGACCUUCACAACGGGGUCCGCGGUUGCCAACGUAUUGUACGGCCUGGCGAUCUUAGGUCAGCGACCCAGCGGGCUGUGGAUGUCGCACUUCCUGUGGCAGGCGCAGCGUCGGAUGAACAGCAUGAACGCGCAGGCGUUGACCAUGCUUGCAUGGGCGCUGGGUCGCAUUCGCUACCGACCCGACCGUCGGUGGCUGCUUGCCUUCCUGCGCUACACGCAGGCGGUGGUGUUGCAGCGGCGAAGGGAGGCCGCACUGCCGGGCGACACGCGCGAGCAGCGGCUGCUGUGUCGCGCCGCCGAACGGGCGGAGCAGCAAUUCUGGUUGCAACAGCAGCGGCGGCUGCAGCGGCGGCAGCAGCAGGGGUUGUCCCCGGCCGCUGCUGCAGCAGCAGCACCCCUGCUGCCCGGACAAGCCUACAACAACCUCAUCUGGGGCCUAGCCCGCCUCGGAUACAGUCCUCCCGGGUCCUGGUUACAAUCCUACUGCGCUGCCGUACAACCCCACCUGGCCUCCUUACCUCCCGGCGAGCUCCCCACCUUGUUAUGGAGCCUAGCCAAAUUCUCCCUGCUGCCGCCCGAGGACUGGAUGCUGGACUGCUGCAUGGCUCUUCGAGCCGGGCUGCCCCGCUUCCGUCCCGCGGACUGCGUGUUGAUCCUGCGAGCCAUGGGCAAGAUGUGCUCGGCGCUGGGCUACCAGCCGGCGGCAGACGGGCAGCUGCUGGAUGCCCUGGCUCGCAAGGUGCAACCGUACCACGGGCGGCUGCAGGUCACCACGCUGGUGUCGUUGGUGAUGGCCACGGCGGCGGUGGGGUGCGCGCCGCAGGGGGCGAUGCCGCCGGUGCGGCUGGCAGCUGUGCUGAAUGCGCUGUUGGUGCGGGUGCGGCCGCCGCCGCCGCCGCAGCAGCAGCAGCAGUCGCUGCAGCUGCAGCAGCCUCACCACCACCACUCGUUGCCUGCUCUUCCUCAUUCGACUGCUAUUCCGCAGCAACAGCAGAAACAGCAGUUGGAACAGCUGCGGGACGUGUCGGCGGGUGAGGGCGGCGGCGGUUCAGCAUGCAGCGGUCGGGUUGAAGACGGCAGCAUCAAGGAAGAAGACAGCGACGUCGUACCGCCGUCGGUAACGGCCGCUUCGCCGCCACCACCCCCACCACCGCCACCGCCAGUCCUGCUCACCGCGCGUCAGUGCGUCAACGCAAUCUACGCCGUCGGCUGUGCAGCCCGCCGCGGCGGCAGCUACAACACCAUUCGUCGGCUGUGCGGCCUCCUGCUCCGGGAGCUCCUCCCCCGGGCCGAGCAGCUCUCCCUAGAGCUCAACUCCGCAGACCUGGUCAUGCUGCUGCAGGGCGUGGUGGCGGCACGACUGCGGCCGCACCCCGAGUGGCUGCGUAGGCAUGAGGCCCGGGCUCGGCAGCGGCUGGCGGCGGGCGCGAUGACUCCUCAGCUGCUGAUGAAGCUGCACCAGGGGUAUGCAGCGCUGGGGUACGUGCCCCGGGUGCUGCCAGGGCUGAGUGAGGGCGCGGCGGCGGAGCUGGCGGCGGAGGCGGAUGCGCGGGAGGAGAAGCGGCGGCGGCGGCAGGAGCUGUUGUCGCGGUGGGCGAGGCGGGCGGAGGUGCGGGCGAUGAAGGAGGUGAAGAAGGAGGAGCGGCGGCAAGGGAAGAAGGAGAAGAGGGAGGAGCUGCUCAGGAAGCAGCUGCUAAGGAAACAGGCGGAGCAGGAGAGGCGGCAGCAGAGGGAGCUGGAGAAGCGGCUGAAGAAGGAGCAGAGGGAGCAGCAGCUGCUGGGCAAGCGGGGGCCGAGGCGGAAGCAGCAGCAGGGCGCUGCGCAGCAACCGGAGGAGCAGCAGCAGCAGGUCCUGGCGCAGGUGCCGGCGCAGGAGCAGCAGCCGCAGCCGCAGGUGGCAGAGCAGCAACCUGAGCAGCAGCAGAUGCUGGCUGGGGUAUCCGCGCAGGAGCAGCAGCAGCGGGAGCAGCCACAGGAGCAGCAAGGGCAGCGGAAGAAGCGGAAGCCGAAGCGGGCGCAGGUAGCAGGGCAGCAACUGACGGAGGAGCAGCCUGGGGUGGGGUUACCACUGCUGCAGGAAGAGCAGGAGCAACAACCGGAGCAGCAGCAGUCCGAGCAGCAUGAACAACAGCCACCGCAGCAGCAAAAGCUGUCAAAGAAGCGGAGGUGGUGUCCGCCGGAGGCAGCCCAGCAGCAGUAGGGAGGAAGCCCAGCUGAGGGUGGUGGGGUUGCCGGGGUGCCUUGUUGCGGGCGUGGGCGCAUGCAGCAGCAGUGUGUGUCGCGUUGCGUUUUUCCGUUUCCGCGUGGCUAGCGAGACACAGAGACAGGCGUGUUACGGUGUUAGUUUUGGAAGGGGGAAGGGGAACGUCGCAGAGGUUGGAGAGAGAGAAGUAGGUUAGGCCGCAGGUGUAGCUAGCCAGCCAGCCAGGAUUAGCUAAACAGAGACAGUUGACGUGUGGAUGUGGGUAGUUGACAACGCCACAGAUCUGGGAUGCCUAAAUUAUGAGGGAGGUGUUGUAAGGGCUGAGAGCAUGUAGUGCGAGGACGCUUGCAGGUUGCGGGUGGUGCCUAAUCUAGAUUAGCAGGUGCGUUGUGCGUUAGCGAAGGUUCCUAGGGUGAAUACCGGUAUGGUAGUACUCCGCGCGGCGCGGAAUGAAGGGGUAGGCACGAGGGAGACGGGGAGGAGAGAGAUGGGUUGCCGAGAUGACGCGAUAUGGGCUGCGCUUUCCUGUUGAUAUGGGUUGCGCUGCCCCUGAAUGGGUUAUAUGCAGAGCGAGGUGAGAGUCAGAGGAGGUGGUUUGGUAUUUGACUUGAGAAGUGUACACAUUGCGCUUCCUUGUGCUAGCAGAGUGUGCGCGUGUGUGGAGGGAUUGUAGAGAACGAAAGAAGUGUGCUAUAGUGCAUUGCAACCUUCUUGGCUCGGGCAUGCGUCACAGUUUUAAC
This is a messenger RNA of Astrephomene gubernaculifera, 4706 nucleotides long. NCBI's taxonomy places the organism in Eukaryota, Viridiplantae, Chlorophyta, Chlorophyceae, Chlamydomonadales, Astrephomenaceae. The record is from the annotation of a GenBank genome assembly.